Messenger RNA from Pocillopora damicornis (cauliflower coral), 3008 nucleotides. RefSeq names its product L-fucose kinase. Lineage: Eukaryota; Metazoa; Cnidaria; Anthozoa; Scleractinia; Pocilloporidae. The record is from RefSeq and is a predicted model, not a curated record. Gene Ontology annotation, molecular function: fucokinase activity. Gene Ontology annotation, biological process: GDP-L-fucose salvage.
CAGAGAACAUCACUUCUCAACCACUUUAAGAAAAUAUUAGUUUCCAUUGCCGAUUAAGCCAUGGAUGAAACCGCGGUAAAAACCUCCUGGACUGCGAUAGUUUUGACCUGUCAAAACAAAACGAGUGCAAGUUUUCUCCAGACAGAACUUGAACUUCGUCAAAGUAAGGGAUUGAUUAGCAAAGAUACACUGGUGUUGGCUCUUGAGGACCCCAGAGGGGGUGUUGGAAGUGGUGGGGCUACGCUGAAUGCUUUGUUAGUUGUCACUGAGCAUCUUAGCGCUAAAGCUGGUUUUCAGAAGGGUGGGGAUUUUCCAUUUAGUCCUUGUGGAAGAUUCUUUAACACUCUACCUGCUAAACAUUCGGAAGAAUCAAAAGAGAAUCUGUACGAUGCUCUGGUGACAAACUUCGACUACAUGCUCCAUGUUAUCUCAGAGACGCUAUCGGCAAACGUCCCUGCGGGAGUGUGGAUUUGUAGUGCAGAUAUGCUUCCGUCCGUGGAUCCUCAAAAAAGAAUUGAUUGGAACAAGCUUUCAGAUGAAAUUAUCGUGAUUCUCUCUCAAGAAAAUGUGCAAUAUGCAAAGGAUCACGGGGUUGUGAAACUGGGAGAGGAGGGCAAAGUAAAAGAUAUAAUAUUUCGAGAAACUGAAGACGAAAUAAGAAAAUGGAGUCAGAUUUUGUUUGUGGUGAAAGAAGUGGUUCGUACGGACGCCGCAAUACUCGGUAUGAGACAAGCAGGGAUUAUCAGAGCCAGCUGAUGUUGAUGAGAAGCGCGAGAGCACAGCUCUGGAAAAGUCUCCGAGGAUUACAACUAAAAGGAGUUCUCAUUGAAAACGGAACCCUUGAUUACAUGAAGGCCUCUGGGGAAUGUUACAGGAGACAAAUGCUUAGCAGCACUAACCUGCUUAACUUCAGUGGAAAGUCAUUUGACUGCAAUAGACUCACGCAUGUAACCCCAUGUAUGAGUGACAGUUCUAGUGACUACGGUUCUUCUGUUGUAAUCAAUUCCAUCAUUGACGAUAGCAUCAUAAUAGGAAAGGAUUCAGUUGUGUCGCACUGUCACUUGAAGGGUGGUAUGCAGUUUGGAUGUGGGUCUAUCUUGAUUGGUCUUACCUCGAAAGACCUCGAGGACUUUUCUUUAUUUGGACUCAGUUUUCCAAGCGAUAUGUGUAUCAUACGCUGUCACAUAUCUCUCCCUGGUCUUGAUGUAAAGCAACAGACGGUUUUGGUUGCAUUUGGAGUUCAUGAUGAUUUACAGGUGCCAUAUAUGUCCCCUAACAGUACUUUCUGUAACACGCCUUGGAAGAACUUUUUUGACAGAGCCGGAAUAAGUUCUGAGGAAGUUUGGCUCGGAGUGCCAGAACAAGACAGAUGUCUUUGGAACGCGAAACUCUUCCCUGUUGUUUAUUUCAACCUCCACGACGAGAAAAGAGAUGUAGCGCCCACUGUCUUGGAACUUGUUAUACAAAUUCUGUUUUCCAGCUUUUCAACCGAAAAAAGUAGAACAGAUCCAAAUCAGAACCAGGUCAAGAGGUCAGAUACACAUGGUCUUCCAUCCGUUCUUGGAGAUCGUAUUUAUGGAUUUGAAGAAGUAAUUUUGAGGUGGCGCUCCUCAGUUCGGUUAUCACUGAAGGAAAUCAUGUCCUUGAUUGAUUCGUCAUCAGAGUUUGCAUGGAGAAAAAAACUAUGGUUUGAAAUUGGAAAAGCGCAAGUGAAUAACACAUUAAAAAACUGCACGAAUGAUUGCCUGCUGCCUUUUUUGAAGGGCUGUGUAAAAGAAGGUUUCGCGAAAGAUACUUUGGACAUUUUAGAUCAAGUUGCAUCCAGCGCCACCUCCCCAGGCGUGGUUGCACGGACCCUGGCCUGUAUUGCUGACGUGUUGGGAGUGAUGGCAGGAGAGAGGGCUGGACUAAGAAGUGGACCAGCCCGCAAUGAAUCCUGGGUGAAUGCGUUUGAUCUGCUCGAUAAAGGUGAUAUACCUGCGGGUGUGAAAGCUCUCGCAGAGGAGCGCUCGCGUUGGCUUGACAGACCUGAUUUACUGAUCCGAGCGGCUCGACAUUAUGAAGGAGCGGAACAGAUUCUGAGGAGAAGGGCCGUAUUCACAGCUAAACAGUUUUUUGUCACUGAGAAGUGCAAAUCCCUUCCCAUUGGUCGUUGGGUGAUAGCUGAGGCACCUGCCCGGGCUGAUUUAUCUGGCUGUUGGACUGACACUCCACCCAUAACGUAUGAACAUGGAGGAGCUGUACUAACUGUCGCCAUUAACCUAAACGGAAAGAAAGUAACUGGAGCCAGAGUUAGGAAAAUUCAGGAGUGUGAAGUAGUUCUUGUGAUUCACUCAGGAGAGCAUAGCGUCAAAGUUGUCUGCAGGGAAUUAUCAGACUUAGCAAAUUUCACCCAACCACAUGCACCAGGUGCCCUUCUAAAGGCAUGCAUUUGCUUUCUGGACAUUGUGACUCUUCCUUCAAGCGAAAAAUUAUCCGAACAGUUAUUCAGAAAAUACCAAGCUGGCUUUGAGCUCCACACCUGGUCAACCGCUCCUCAAGGGAGUGGGCUGGGCACAAGUAGCAUUUUGGCGGGAGUUAUCCUGGCGGCGCUUUUACGCUCGACUGGCUGCACAGCCAGCAUAGACUCACUGAUUCACGCCGUGAUGAUCGUAGAACAGAUGCUAACUACCGGCGGUGGCUGGCAAGAUAACGUUGGAGGACUGAUGCCUGGUUUUAACAUCGCUCGGUCCCAGGCCACCUUGCCUUUGAAAGUAGAAGUAGAGAAAUUAAAUCUUCCGCAAGCCACCAUCGAUGCCUUAGCAAAACGUUUGCUUUGUAUCUAUUCAGGAAAGCCUCGUCUUGCUAAGAAUUUAUUACAGGAUGUUGUCAGGAAUUGGUACGCAAGAUUUCCAAAGAUUACUGUAAACGCAGAUGAUUUGGUAAAAAAUGCAGAAGAGGCUGCUAAAGCUUUGAGGGGAGGAAAUAUUGAAAAGCUUGGCGAGUGUAUGAACUGCUAUAGGAAACAG